AUGGAUACAACCCUACAGCAAGUCUUUGAAAUAUUCAUGGAUGAGACAGAACAAGAAUAUGUAAAAAGACAGAAUAUAUUGCCUCUACUGCAGACUCUAGGAUAUAUUGUGAAUGAACAGGAAAUUCAGGCAGUCCUGCCAUACGAAAAGGAUGCAUAUACUGUAGGAGAGAUAAAAACAAUGACUGAGGAAGAUGCAUUUCCACUCUUAUCAAAGGAUGACGUACUUAGUGCCUUCCAGGCGUACGACAUAAAUAAGACAGGGAAGAUUCCAAUAGGAGUAGUAAAGAGUAUACUGCAGGCAGGCCCAGAAGGUCUCUCUGAAGAAGAAGUUGAUGCAACUUUGUCUCUUCUGAAUCCAACACCAGAGGGAAUAGUUGAAUACACAAAGAUCUCUUUGUUAGUAUCUGAUAAUUAG
This is a messenger RNA of Nematocida ausubeli, 417 nucleotides long. RefSeq lists its product as uncharacterized. The transcript has a single exon. The record is from RefSeq and is a predicted model, not a curated record. Gene Ontology annotation, molecular function: calcium ion binding. Bases 1 to 417 code for a protein of 138 amino acids. Lineage: Eukaryota; Fungi; Microsporidia.